Chondrus crispus (carragheen) is the source of this 589-nucleotide messenger RNA. RefSeq lists its product as hypothetical. The coding region runs from base 1 to 525 and encodes 174 amino acids. The record is from RefSeq and is a predicted model, not a curated record. The transcript has 2 exons. NCBI's taxonomy places the organism in Eukaryota, Rhodophyta, Florideophyceae, Gigartinales, Gigartinaceae.
AUGAGUUGCUUUGCAUUUUGCUCGGCGUUUACACGUCCAAUCCGGCCUAAUAUCAGGUUAUGUCCGUCGCUUAGUUCUCUGCGAGGAGCAAAAGUUGCCUCGAUAUCGAUGUCAAAGAAAACGUCAAAACGUGCGAAACGUGGAGAGAGCGAGAAGCAACCUGACCCCUCAACCCCACCUGCGGACGCCUCUCGGUCGACUGUAUCUGCUCCGGAUUUACUGAAGGCGGACGUGGAGAGGAUACGUGCAAAGCGCAAGAAUGCGCCCGCACAGAAAGUUGAAACAGCACCGAUGAGCACUGUCAAGUCCGUGGUAGAUUCUGUGCUUAUUUGGAACUUUUUCUUGGUGCUGGGACUUUUAGGUUGGCUGGGCAUCGCCUUAAUACCACACUUUGCGUCCAAAAAUGAUGUGCUGCUGGACCCUUGGCUUGCGCUUUGGCAGCCCUUUAUCCAACCAGUACUUGGCGUGCUUAUGCUUGGCACUAUUGUGCAGGGGUCGAUUUCAUAUAUCAACUCGAAGGAAUGACCGGGAGCGGCAGGACUUCGCGUGGAGUCUUCCUCUUACUAUAUGAAUUCAGGGUUAAUUUGUA